Messenger RNA from Paramecium sonneborni, 1480 nucleotides. The record is from the annotation of a GenBank genome assembly. NCBI's taxonomy places the organism in Eukaryota, Ciliophora, Oligohymenophorea, Peniculida, Parameciidae.
AUGCAAUAAUUUUAAUUGACAAUAAAGGACUUUGAUAUUGAUUAUGAUUCUCGAAUAGGAAAAGGUCAAUAUGGUGAAGUAUUUUCAUGCAAGUGUAAGAAAAUACCUAAUCUUGAAUUAUGUGCAAAAGUAAUUUAUUCAUAUUAAAUUUUUAGAUAUUAUAGCAUAACCCAAAUCUAAAGGAAUACUAGGAGAGUGAAAUUCAAAUUUCAGAAAUUGUUUCAUAAAAUAAAGAUAAUCCAAAUUUAGUGAAAAUCUACUUAGCUAAAAAGGAGGGUGAUUAAUUAAUUAUAAUUAUGGAAAAAUGUGAAUCAAAUUUACAAAAACUUUGGGAAUAGAAAAAAUAAUUUAGUGAUUACGAAAUAGAAGAAUUUUUAGUUCAAUUUUUGAAUGGUUAUGAAAUACUAUACAGGAAUAAAAUUAUCCAUAGAGAUAUCAAACCUGAAAAUAUAUUAAUUAAAUAUGAAAAUGGAAAACCUAUCUAUAAAUUGGCUGAUUUUGGAAUUGGAAAAACAUAUAAAUCUAACGAUUAUGUUAUCUAAAGAGUUGGAACUCCAGCUUAUGCUGCUCCAGAAACAAAUUAAUUAUUAAAUGAUGAAGAACUUUAAACUCGAUUUCUCAAUUUUAAAAAAGUGGAAAAUGCAAAAAGUUCUAUUGAUAUAUUUCCUGUAAUAUUUACAAAUAAUUAUUUAGGUUGGAGUAAUUUUAUAUCAGAUGGUAUUUGGUAGUUUUCCUUAUAAUAAUAAAGGUUAACUUACUCAAGAUCAUAUUAAAAAGUUUUUUUAAUCAAUCAAAAAUAAUCCAAUAAUAUUACCAGAAAGUUAAUCAUAAAUUAGUGGAAUUAUUUAAUAGAUAUUGGUCUAUUAUCCUGAAAAUAGAAUGACAUUUUAAUAUUUAUAUCAAAUAUUUGAACAAUUAAACCAGAGAGUUAGAGUUUAGGAUCCUUUUUAAUAAAUUUAACAAACCCCUAAUUUCAAAUAACCCUCUAAUUUUGUAGCUCAAAAAUAAUUCAAUUCAUCAUCAUUUCCUCAAUAAACUUAAUUUUAACAACAAAAAUUUAUUACUCCUUAACCAAAACCCUUACCCAAUUAAUUUGUAACACCAUCAAUUCAAAUUUAAAUAAAUCCUUUUUAAACAAUAAAAUAACAUAUUUAAUAUAUUUUGUAAUUAUUAGAAUAAUUAUUUUAGGAAUGAUUAUUCUGGUCUUUUAAAUGAUACAAUUUCAAACACAUUAUCUUAAUUUUACAAUUUUAAUGGUGCAUAAUUUUCAUCGAAAGACCUUGUAGGAUUAUUUAAAUUCUUUAAAUUUUAGAUUGACAAGCUUAAUUCUUAUGAAAGUAAAACACUAACUUUUAUUUAUUCCAUUUUAAUAUCAAUUUAAAAUCCUAAUUAAAAUUAAGUUGUGAUUACAGAUGAUCAAACAACAAGAGAGACUAUCAGAACGAUUUGGAAGUAUUUUAUCGAUAAUAAACUAUUAUGA